AUGGCGCCCACUUACUGGAUUCGCCGUCGGCUUCACUCAAGCAUGGUAGCAAACCAUAUUUUUUCUUUCAAUGCAACCAAGGUUAUAUCGCAACAUCUAGAGAAGAAUGCCUUUUGCUUCACAAGUACGAGACAAUUAUUUGAUGGCGGAGAAUGGGAAGACGUCAGACAUUUUAGGGAACUUGAUUCGAUGCCUUUUGAUGAGAACGACGAAGAUAUGCUGUUGCAAAUGACGGAAGGUACAGAGCGGAUGGGCGGGGGUUAUUCAAGCAGGCAAACAAAUGCCAACCCGAAUGAACAUAAUACUACAGAGUCAGUUAAAACCACCAUCAUUAUCAGCUACACUAGUAUCAUGGUAGAAUCCCAAACGUUUCAAUUUGUAACUCCGAUUUUAAAUUCAAGUAUAUUACGGUCGCCAGAUAACCGAAGUGAUCUAUUGGUGAUUUGCUUAAAGAAUCUUCAGCUACUAUUAGUAGAAGUACUACUACAAAGUGAUGGUGAAUUCGAGUUAAAGAUACUUACUAGAGUAUACCUAGAAGAACCUGAAGAAUCACAUAAUUGCAAUAGGCUGGAGUCAUUAGGUCAUCAUGUAGCUUGCAACUCUAAUGGCAAAGUAAUCGCCAUUACGGGCAUGAUUAACAAAGUUAGGUUCUUGAAUUUGUAUCCUUCUCCCCGAACAAUUAAUUGCUAUAUUGAAGGACCUAUUUUGCACCAAUGCUUUCUUGAACCGUUUGCUCCUGAAAAUCUGCAAACACAUGUCAUGUACCUUAUUUUAUCACAAAAUGUUGACAAAAUUUUGACAAUUUCAUUGUUGGAGUUUGAUCAGCUAAGGUUGACAGAUACUUUCACACUUCAUAGGCCACUAUUACUUCCUCGAGAUUUUCCACUUCCAAAAUUUGUUAUACCUAUGAAAAGAACACAUGGUGUACUAUUAUGUGCGGAACGCCUCCUUUGUUUCAAGGGUGUCAAUUCUAUUCUGAGCCAAACUGGAUUAGACGACGUCACAGUUUAUUUAGAAGUGUUUAACCCCAUCAGUUAUUUUGUUUUGGACAGUCCCAUUGCUUCAAAAAAUUCAGAGAAUGAAUUUUUAGAUCAAGUGAUAAUAAAUGAUGCCCUAGGAAAUUUUUGGUUAGUCGAGUCUUAUCGGCAAGAUAGUUUUAUUUGGAAUUUAGAAUGUGACAAAGUUGGUACGUUUUGUCCAAUGUCAUCGUUUGUACUACAAAAUCAGAAACCCUCAUCUUUCAAAAUUUUGUAUGCUAAAGACUUUGGCGACAUUUCUGAAGGUCUUUUUGAUUUGAACUCGAAUAACAAUUACUCCAUUACGAAGUCAAAAACGAAGAUUUUGAAUACGAUUCCCUUACUGGAUUAUCAGCUCGUCCCAUCUCCAAACGGAAUACUUCACCGGACCUCUUCUUCUCAGCAGCUAUGGUGUGUUGGAGGAACUACUAGUUUGAAAAGUCAUCCUGCUAUUUGGAAUAUCCAUAGAGGGAUUUCUGCAAGAAUUGUUAAUCCCUCAAUACCAUUCAAAUAUGCAGACAAAUUAUAUUACUACGGAACAGUAGAUGAUGCUAUAUACUUCAUCAUAAGCUUUCCAAGGCACUCACAACUGCAUUGUCUCAACAUCACAUCCGCAGUAACUCUAAUAGAGGAUUUCACAAUUGAUAGUAAAACAGUCUUGUUCGAAAGUAUUGGAGUUGAUUGUGAUUACAUUUUAGUUACGGAGAACUUUGUCAGAAUUGGAAAUUUUCUGGACUUGGACUCUUCUUUACAGGUCGAGUUACCCGAAAAAACGCUAUUAGCAAGUUUCAAGGGCGGAUACCUGGUAUUGACAAGUUCCAUGGAAUCAGAAACCAACUUAAUGGUUUACAAGUUAAACUUGGAGGAUUUCCAGUUCAAAUCUACAGAAGAAAUUUUUAAACCCAUUCCGCUCAAUACCCUACAGGACAUAGAGCCAUCACUUUUGAAACUAUUCUUUCACUUCCAUGAAAUUUUUUUGCUAGUAGGCACCUUUGACAAUAUUUUGUAUCUAUACAGAAUGAAAAAUGGGCGUUUCGAAAUAGUAGGAACUGUCUCAUUGGAUAGCAUUGACGGUUUUCGAAUACCCCACGACUGUAUGAAGAUUCAUGACAAAAAUGAACCAGAAUUUCUGAUUACCUCUCAAAAUGGACACUAUAUGAUUUGUUCAUUACACAUCACAGUGUCAUCAGUCACCUUAAAGGUUCUCCGCUCCGUUCAAAUAGGGGAUAGUUAUGUUCAAAUAUCUCAUGCUGAAAGCAGUUUAUACUACCUUACUUGCAGAGUCAUUUGGAAACUGAAUCUUUCUAAGUCUAUGUAUCCAGAAAAACUGUUUAUCGGAGGCAAAAUGGAUAAAGGUAUUUAUUCAACGAUGUUACUCCCCAAAAAUGAGUACAAAGCGUGCGACAAUUUGUUGGUUGCCAGAAAUGAUAAAUUAUUGUUUCUUGAGGUUGAUACAUUCUCAAGUAGUAUUGUGUCAAAAUUCAAGCUCCGCAAUCCCCCAUUGAAGAUGGCGUACAUGGAACAUAUGUCUUCUUUUGUUAUCAUUUCAGCAGAACUGACACAGAGAAUCUCAGUAUUUAAUCUUAAAAGCCGAAGAGAAUUGCCAAUGAUAAUUCCCUCAACAGUUUUUGAAUCCGAAGAAACUCCGUCCUGUUUAUGCCAAUGGGAGCUCGAGAGAGAAUCAAGAAAAUACGUCCAUUUAAUCGUGGGAACCAAAAAGGGUACGCAUGGGUCGAUAAAGCUGCUAGCCGUUUCUCAAAGCAACGAAUUAAUUACAGCCACCGAAAUUUACUCCUGGGAUGCACAAAGUCAGAUAUUGAGUGUUGUAACACUUAAUGAUAGCUCUAUCUUGUUCUCAUCGGGGAAAACCCUCUAUUUCACAUACUACGAUGAGUCGAAACGAAAACUUUCGACACCGACAUUGGUCUAUUCUGGAACUUCCGAUAUUAUUGCAUUAAGCUCAAAUGACAACAUGAUCAUUGCAACAACCUUCUCUAACUCAUUCAAGAUAUUCUAUUAUUCUCCAACUACUCGGUCUUUUAGUCAAGGUCCUUGUGAUAAGAUGUCUCAGAACCUAAUCGGCAAGUGCUUGUAUGCUCAAUAUUUGAGACCCGCAUCUAAUAGCGAACAGGACAUAACAGAUGAAGGAUCUAUCAUAGUCAGUGAUAAAAUCAACUGCAAAUUAUUUGAAGUGAUGAAAACUACAUCCUGGGAUACUACUGAUAAUUCUCUAUUCGAAGAUCGUCUUCCUAUAGUGUCAAGGCUGUCCCAAAGUUCUUUGCGCUCCAUGUGGUACAAAAAAUCCCAGGAACAGAAUUCAGACCAAUUUCUCGCUGGUGGAGUAAAUGGCGAGUUUUACAUUUAUGAGAGAGUGAAGAAGACUCAUUUUAAUUAUCUGAGGAGGCACCUGGAUAAUUGUAAACGGCUAGUACUAGAAAAGUAUUCGACAGGUCUGAUAGAUUGCCCUUUUGAGUUUUCUUUGCCAGCACUACUUGAUCGCAAAGAAAAAAAUGUUAUUAAUGGUGAUUUUUUAAAUCGCCAAGAUCCAUUUGUAGAUUAUAUCUUGAGUCGGCAUACUCUAUAG
Molecule: messenger RNA, 3600 nt
Organism: Komagataella phaffii GS115
Lineage: Eukaryota; Fungi; Ascomycota; Pichiomycetes; Pichiales; Pichiaceae
Exons: 1
Coding region: 1-3600 (1199 amino acids)
Molecular function (GO): protein binding
Source: RefSeq, a predicted model, not a curated record